AUGGGUUUCUUCAGGUCCAGUCGUCUUUCCAUCAUAUCCACUGUUAUCUACUUCCUACCCUCCGGUCGCAAUCGUUCUAUCACUUGUUACUCCUUCACCGGGUUAUGCCUUGCCUACCUUGCAGCGCUUGUGUCCAAGAUCUUCUACAACGGGGCUCCAGUUCCUCUCGUCCCUUCGGCGCCCUUCUCCAGAGUAGCCGUCCUUAUAAACCUUACUCUUAACAUUGCAGCAACACUGUGGCUUGUCGGCUGGCCGGCCUAUAUCCUCGUCCGCAUGAAACUUCGGAAACCGCAUCGCCGCUUGUUCAUUGUAUGCUUCUCCUGCACUCUCUUACUCGCCGCAAUGGACGUAUUCCACGCCUUGAAUAUCAUCGUAGAGAGGUUUGACGUGAUCAUGGUCUCCGCACAUCUCGAGCUCCUUUUCUCGGUUCUAACAGCCAAUGUUGUAAUACUGGCGGCCUUCUUGUACCGAGCUUUCAAAGCCAGGCAAGAUGGUGCUAUUACCUCGUUGAGCGAGUCGGAUUCAGCAAGUGGGACUUCGGAGCGUCAAGUGGCUGGUACUACCCAGGCAGCCGCAUCAGCACGGGCGUUCGCAACAGCCAGAUCUUCCGAAAUUGGCCCCUUCACCACUCUAUACAUGUACACCACCCACUAUAGUCAGGAAGGCGAUGUUCCUGAGACGUCGCAAGUCAUGCUCUCCGGCGGCUCGAGCAAAUUUCUGACGCCCUCUUCGGAUAUGUCGGCGACAACUCGGAAUCAUGGUCGAAGUAUUGUCCUGUCGGAUAGUUUUACCUCUUGCGGAGAACAUCUAGCCACGUCGAGCUCAGGUAGUCCAUCAGGCAAGGGACCCUGA
Messenger RNA from Coprinopsis cinerea okayama7#130, 852 nucleotides. RefSeq lists its product as hypothetical. The record is from RefSeq and is a predicted model, not a curated record. Lineage: Eukaryota; Fungi; Basidiomycota; Agaricomycetes; Agaricales; Psathyrellaceae. Bases 1 to 852 code for a protein of 283 amino acids. The transcript has 4 exons.